Molecule: messenger RNA, 854 nt
Organism: Ipomoea nil (Japanese morning glory)
Lineage: Eukaryota; Viridiplantae; Streptophyta; Magnoliopsida; Solanales; Convolvulaceae
Product: mavicyanin-like
Exons: 2
Coding region: 262-831 (189 amino acids)
Cellular component (GO): plasma membrane
Molecular function (GO): electron transfer activity
Source: RefSeq, a predicted model, not a curated record
UUAACCGAAUAAGAUACAUAAGGUCUCGUUAACUGAAUCAGAUACAGAUUAGAUACAUAAUUUUUUUGUCUGCACUUCUUACCUAGAUAUUCAACAACCCCUAACCAACAGGGCAGUUGGACUCCCCUACCAAUUCAAGUGAGCAUUGAUCCCAUAUGGUUUGGUUAGGUAAUCUAACAUAAACUAUUUCCAAAACAUCUCUUCCAUAUAUAUAUCCUCAUCAUCCCUAAUCUUUCAUGUCAGGCAGUUGAGUUUCCAGACAUGGAAAAGCUGCUUCAUAUCCUUGCAACUGCUCUAAUGAUUCUAAACCUAGGACUGUCAUGUUCAGCAAGAACUUAUAUUGUUGGUGACAGUUCUGGCUGGGACAUUAGCACUGAUCUUGAUUCCUGGUCAUUCGGCAAACGAUUCCUAGUGGGCGAUGUUCUAUGGUUUCAAUAUUCUUCAUACCACAAUGUAGUUGAGGUGGCAAAAGAGGAUUUUGAUGGGUGCACCACAAGCAAUGUACUGAGUUCAAACAGUACUGGGAACACAACAUUUCCAUUGACACGACCAGGUCAAAGGUUGUUUCUUUCUGGGAAUAGGAUGUAUUGUCUUGGAGGGAUGAAGCUUCAGGUGAAUGUAGAAAGCAAUCAGACAAUGGCACCUGCCCCAGCGCCUCAGGCAGGCGGCGGUGACGGCGGAUCCGCCGCCGCUCUUUUGCCACCUUCUUCCAAGAGUAAUAACCCCUCUGCUAUUGUCCCUGGUUCAAGUAACCAUGUUAAAGUGGACUUAUUAAUGACAGCACUACUAGGAAUCCUGGGGUUAAUGGGAACUGUACUUGGGAUGUUAUAAUCUCAAAUUUCUUUUCUUUUUGA